Messenger RNA from Nerophis lumbriciformis (worm pipefish), 693 nucleotides. It is a transcript of the gene sap18, whose product is annotated as Sin3A-associated protein. Gene Ontology annotation, cellular component: nucleus. Gene Ontology annotation, biological process: negative regulation of DNA-templated transcription. Gene Ontology annotation, molecular function: transcription corepressor activity; transcription factor binding. Lineage: Eukaryota; Metazoa; Chordata; Actinopteri; Syngnathiformes; Syngnathidae. The record is from RefSeq and is a predicted model, not a curated record.
GAUCUGCUUUGUUGUCUGAAUGCCUUGCAGAGUACGCGACGAGGCACAGUUGUGUUGUGCUCUACAUUCAUUCCGGACUGCCAAAGUGUACAAAUCCUGCCGAUAUAAUAAUUGUAAAAAAUGGCUCUGGAGUCGCGUAUCACACAAGAAGAAAUCAAAAAGGAAACAGAGAAGCCAAUCGACAGAGAAAAGACCUGUCCCCUUCUUCUGCGUGUUUUCACCACCAACAAUGGCAGACACCACAGACCAGAUGAAUUUGCUCGCGGCAACGUCCCUUCCAGUGAGCUGCAAAUAUACACAUGGAUGGACGCUACGCUGCGGGAGCUUACUAGCCUGGUGAAGGAGGUGUAUCCAGAAGCGAGGAAAAAAGGAACCCAUUUCAGUUUUUCUAUCGUCUACCCUGACCUUCGAGGAAAAGUGUAUCGCUUCAAAGAGAUGGGCAACACCGUGUCCGGCAGGAAGGGUGCCGAUGACUCCAUGACACUGCAGUCUCAACGUUUUCAUAUUGGAGACUACUUGGACAUCGCCAUCACACCUCCAAAUAGAGCGCCGCCACUUGGUCCACGUAUGAGGCCCUUUUGAGCAAACACACAACCCACCCGCUACUCAAAUGUUGCUUUUUUUUAUCAUUUAGAAAAUGUUUUUGGCUCAUAUUGAAUUUGCAUUGUGUAGUUAAGUAAACGUUUUCCUCAA